GUGAUCAGGCAGGACAUGGCGAGGCUUCAGAUUUUCGAGGACAUGACACUUGAUAGGAAGAUGUAGAGGUCGAGUAUUAGGGUUGUAAGUUAGGAGGUAGUUAGGUCUUGCAUUAGUUCGUUCCGUUGCUAAAGUAAUCUUGUAGGGUUUUGUCUAGGUAACGGGUGACAAUGUCGUGUCUUACUAUUUCUUUUUUAGUGCCGGACCUAUUUACUAGUUGUCGCUUUUGUUUUGCAGCUUUCUUCUGAAUUUUAUGUUGUUCCUGUUUUUCUUAUAUUUUUUAUCGUUCCUGUGAUAAUACUAAUAUUGUCUCUUUUUGUCUUCUUGAGCCGAGGGUCUUUCGAAAACAGCCUCUCUAUCCCUUCGGGUAGGGGUAAAGUCUGCGUACAUACUACCCUCCCCAGACCCCACUAGUGGGAUUUCACUGGGUUGUUGUUGUUCGUUAUUCAUAUGUCUACGGAUUGAACCUGGUGACAUUUUUGAUUUACCAAGGGAAUCAACUCGACGUAGGUCAAUGGCAGCUGACGAUACUUUGUCCGAGUGUGCUAGGAAGGGUAUAGCUGUAAAACCACGGAAAGGAGAUGCACUUCUUUUUUUCAGUCUCCAUCCAAAUGCCGUUCCUGAUCCUAUGAGCCUCCACGGUGGGUGCCCUGUUAUUGAGGGUGAGAAGUGGUCAGCGACAAAGUGGAUUCACGUGGAUUCAUUUGACAAAAUCGUGGGAUCUGAAAAAAGUUGUGCUGAUCAAAACGAGAAUUGUGAGAGAUGGGCCGCACUUGGGGAAUGCACCAAGAAUCCAGAAUACAUGGUUGGAAGUUCAGAUCUUCCAGGAAGCUGUAGGAAGAGCUGCAAAGCUUGUUAACUUAUUAUACUUAAUUCUUCCACUAAAUCAGUUCAGAAAUAGUAACAUGUUGUUCCUUAUUGUUCUUGCAAUCUACCCAGUUUUGCAAAUAACAUCCUAUUUUCUUUUUCUUCUAUAGAGCGAAGUUCGUUUUUUCUCUCUCACUCAAACAUAUGUAUACUGCCUUUAUGUACACAUUAGUUAACUGUUAUGUACCAACUUCGAUUUGGUCUUUCACUGAGAAUGUAAUAUCUGAUAACAAAUUAUAGUCUGUUUGUGCACUAAUUUUAUGAUGGUUAUUUUGUGAAA
This is a messenger RNA of Nicotiana tabacum (common tobacco), 1147 nucleotides long. NCBI's taxonomy places the organism in Eukaryota, Viridiplantae, Streptophyta, Magnoliopsida, Solanales, Solanaceae. The record is from RefSeq and is a predicted model, not a curated record.